GCUUAAACAGACUGUGUUUAAGUUCAUCGACUGAAGACACCGUACGAUAUUGGAGAAUGCAUAACACGUUAAUAAAAAUGACGACAUAAUUAUGAACAACACAGCUGAAUUUUGACUUUUUGAAGCACACGUGUUGAGACGGUUGAUAGCGUUAACGAUAAACCACAAUGUCUUCCGAUACGCCGUCAGUCUGUACAGACAUCAGGAAUUCAAAUAAUCACCAAGACCUAGAACCACUGUCAGUGGCCGCUUUGAACAAAUUCGAUAUCUCAAAAUCCAUUUCUGGAACAUACCAAGAACAUUCAAAUUACAACUCUCAUGAAAGUUUCACUAAAAGCGACAACACAUUAGUGAAAAUGCCAGUAAAUGGCGACAGCGACGAGUGCUGUAGGAUGUGCAAAAGCAACCGUGGAACCUCAUUUUGUACAAAAUGUGAAUGUCUUGUGUGUGACAACUGCAGAGAAAUGCAUAACGAUACUCACAGCCCAGAGUGUAUGUUUAAAGAUAAUCAGGACAUAUUUUUCUGUUCAAUUCACCCUCAAUCAGAAUUGCUAUUAUUUUGCAAAGGCGUUAAAUGUCAAGAGCCAAUAUGUUCGAUAUGUCACCAGACACGUCACAGGGGUGACGGCCAUGACGUAAUAACACUGACUCACAUUGCUUCCGAACACAGAAAAGAGCUAGAUGAUAUUGUUAGUGUUGCUCUCAAGAAACACCAGCCGGCGGCUAGAUAUCAAAGCAAAAUCCGUACUGCCAUAAAGGCUCUUAACAGCAAUGCAAAUCAAGCAGUAAUUGCAAUAGAAACGCUGUACCAAGACUUGCGCGACGCACUGACGAAGUUGGAACGCGAAGAACACGUUCGUGUUGAGAUGUUCAAAAAGCAGACAAUGCAGCAGCUCGAAGCCGAAGAACAGAGAGCCAAAAUGAUGAGCAAGCGUCAUUCGGAUAUUAUUGAUUACUUCCUUCCUAUUAUUAAGUCAAAUGAUGUUGAUAUGGAACUGGCAAGAAAAACAGAAAAGCCAGUUCUUGACGCUAUCCUCAGAGAAGACUUCAAAGCCGAGCUGCAGACUAAACACUAUAUUGAGUAUGAAAUUAACCCAUUUGAAGUUGACAAGAUUAAGAAACUUCUUGCAAGUGCUAGAAUUGGUCAGUUACUUAUGAAUAUUACACCAGGCAGAGUUAGCUUUGAGAUACCCGCCGUGGUUCUUCGUGGGUUUGACGUCACGAUUAAAAUUAAACCUGCUCAUACGAGAGGUGUGUGCAGGAUGGGAGGACUUCUCUUGCGGUCAAAUGUAGCUGCGCCUGAUGGAACAUUCGUCAAGAUUGUUGAUGUCACUGACAAUCUAGACGGCUCGUAUUCGAUUAGAUUCAAACCUCAUAUCCCGGGAAGUUUCAAGAUGGCUGUCAAUAUACAGGGAUGUCCGAAGGAACCAGCAGUUGCAAUCAUAGAUGUCUUAACUCUUGGUAGCCGGACGAGAAAUAUUGAAGGAAUAGAGCUCGGAGACAUUAUGGAACUCGUCUUUCUGUUUGUCAAUGACAAGGACGAAAUAGUUGUAGACAAUAGACUUAAAACACUUGACUUAUAUGCUCUUUGUGUCGGUCCUGACAAUACUCGUAUCCCAUGUAUGAGUGAUUGUAUGAUCGAGGGCGGACGUCAAAUGUUGUUUAAGCCAUCGCAAGUGGGUCGCUAUCAGAUAUUUUCUUCAAUGAACGGUUUAUUAGAGGAACAAACAUCUAAGAUAAUUUAUGAGACAAUUAUAAAAGACAUCAAAGGAAUUGGUAGAAUAAGUGGUGUUGUUGGAAUAUGCUCUAAAAUAUUUCUUCUUGACAGUAUUGACAAUGAAAGGGUCAUAGAAUUUGAUCUGGAAGGAACACAUGUCCAAAACAUAUCGAUCCAUGGAAAGCGUUUUGAAGAUUCGUUGAUAACUAGUAACGAAGGUAGUAUUUAUUUAAUAUGUUCGACUAGUAAGACGACAAAUAGUGGUUAUAAAUUGCAUGUGUAUGAUCAUUCGUGGAAUUUGCAGAAGUCAGUUGUGCUAGAAGGAGUAUCAAAAGCUAGUGGGAUCACAGUGAGUUGCUCCAGUGACGUUCUUGUGAGUGAUCUAAAUCUUCAUUGCGUACAUGUCUUUACACUUGAUAGUGGAAAAGCUAAACGUACCAUAGGCCAUGAAGGAUCUGGAGUAGGAGAGUUUAAAUGGCCAAGUGAUCUAUGUAUCAAUAUUAAGGAAGAACUGUUAGUCUGUGACGCGGGUAAUCGUAGGAUUCAGGUAUUGGACGUUGAGGACAAUGUUAUAAGGCUCUUCGAUUUGCGACAUGGCUUCGAGGGAUGUUGCGAUGCCAUUACCGUGUCACCCGGAGGUGUGAUUGUAGCAUCAGAUACCGAGAACAAGUGUAUUAUCCUGGCAAAUAUGUGGACUGGCGAUCUAUUGCACACUAUACCUAUGCCAUGUGCAUCUUAUUGUCGAAAUAGACACCGAAUUGCCAACAUUCCCUGUGGAAACACUGUCAUAAUGUGUGAUGGUACUGGCACCAUUGUGAAUCUAGGUAUAUUACAAAACAUAGACAGUUCAAAAGUGCAUCAAUAAUGAUAUAUUGACUAAUAAAUUAAAAGAUAGGUGUCCAUGCUUAAUGUAACUUUCCCAAAAGAAGGUUAGUAAUUAUAACAUUUAUUAAGUUGAAGGCCAAUUUUUAUCUCCAGUUCUCGCAAGUACCUGGAAAUUAUUCAUCUGCCAAUUGUAGGCAGAACCGUUUCCCAUUGGCUUAUAAUUUAUAUAAUGCAGUAUGUUUGAAUGAUGUUGGAUAAAAUGCAGUGGAAAAAAGAAUACAGGCAUGUUUACAAGCAUUUAAAUGUAAGAAGAUGAUCAGCAGCAAUGUGGCUUGAAAAUCAAGUAAUAAAACACAAUGGCAGAAGAGUCAUCAUUUGGUUGAAUUUCUU
Molecule: messenger RNA, 2932 nt
Organism: Anneissia japonica
Lineage: Eukaryota; Metazoa; Echinodermata; Crinoidea; Comatulida; Comatulidae
Product: E3 ubiquitin-protein ligase TRIM71-like
Exons: 2
Coding region: 168-2582 (804 amino acids)
Biological process (GO): positive regulation of DNA-templated transcription
Cellular component (GO): chromatin; nucleoplasm
Molecular function (GO): zinc ion binding; protein binding; ubiquitin-protein transferase activity
Source: RefSeq, a predicted model, not a curated record